ACUAAGGCGACGGGCUCGACGCCUCCCCGCUUCGGGAUGAAUUAGCGGCGGGUUCUUCUCGCAGGUUGUGACCCCCGUGGAGUCGCAGUCUAGUCCCAGUGUCCCCGCGACAACGCGCGUUUUCCCCCGGCGUAUCCCAGGUGCGCGGCCCGCGGUGUCAGAAUCAUGGUGUCAUGGAAGGGGAUUUACUUUAUAGCCUUCCUAUUUGCGGGAAGCUUUUUUGGAAGUAUUUUUAUGCUUGGUCCCAUUUUACCUUUGAUGUUUAUAAACCUGUCAUGGUAUCGCUGGAUUAGCAGCCGUCUUGUGGCUAUGUGGCUCACGCUUCCUGUGGCAUUGCUGGAGACCAUGUUUGGUGUCAAAGUAGUUAUAACAGGAGAUGCAUUUGUACCUGGAGAAAGGAGUGUCAUUAUCAUGAACCACCGGACGAGGGUGGACUGGAUGUUCCUGUGGAACUGUCUAAUGAGGUACAGCUACCUCAGACUGGAGAAGAUUUGCCUCAAAUCUAGUCUAAAAAGUGUUCCUGGAUUUGGCUGGGCCAUGCAAGUUGCUGCCUUUAUCUUUAUUCAUAGGAAAUGGAAGGAUGAUAAGAGUCAUUUUGAAGACAUGAUUGAUUAUUUUUGUGUCAUCCAUGAACCAGUACAACUUCUCAUCUUUCCAGAAGGAACUGACCUCACAGAAAAUAACAAGGCUAGAAGUAAUGAUUUUGCUGAGAAGAACGGACUUCAGAAAUAUGAGUAUGUCUUACACCCAAGAACCACUGGCUUUACUUUCGUGGUGGACCGUCUAAGAGAAGGUAAGAACCUGGAUGCUGUUCAUGACAUCACUGUGGCAUAUCCUUACAACAUUCCUCAAACUGAGAAACACCUUCUUCUUGGAGACUUUCCCAAGGAGAUCCACUUCCAUGUCCAGAGGUAUCCAGUCGACACUCUUCCCACAUCCAAGGAGGACCUUCAGCUCUGGUGCCACAAGAGGUGGGAAGAAAAGGAAGAGAGGCUUCGGUCCUUCUACCAAGGAGAAAAAAACUUUCACUUUACUGGGCAGAGCACAGUUCCACCUUGCAAGUCUGCUCUCAGAGUUCUUGUGGUCAAGCUGCUGUCCAUACUGUACUGGACCGUGUUCUGCUCUGCAAUGUGCCUGCUCAUCUAUCUGUACGGCCCUGUUCGGUGGUACUUCAUAAUCAGCAUUGUGUUCUUCGUGCUGCAGGAGAGAAUAUUUGGUGGACUGGAAAUCAUUGAACUUGCAUGUUACCGUUUUUUACACAAGCACCCACAUUUAAAUUCAAAGAAAAAUGAGUAAGACUGUGGUGUUCACCAUGUGAAAACCUAGGGUUGUCACAGGAAUGUCACAGUCUUCGUAAGCUGAGAUAAGUUUUGCAUGACUAUGUCAAAUGUUUCUUACUAUGAUUCUUUGUUAAAGAUAUUUUGCACUUAAAUUUGUAGGGGAAAUAUUGCUAUGGUUUCUUUAAAAUCUCUGAAUGUAAUUCCAAUGCUGAGUAUGUAGCAGGGUCAAUCGCUGUGACUAUCUAGGGCCGGAAUAUUAGAAACAAUCACCAAGCUGUUGAGGCAAGAUGGAAGCUUUUCUAAAAGACCAACCUGUUUCUGUCAGACUCUCAGCUCAGAGGCAGCCCUGGCACCAUGAGCACCAGCCCCAUUGUAUCUAAGCAGGUAGGAGACUACCUCCCCAUGGCGCACAGUCCAUUCUUUAAUUCUUUUACACCAUUCCAACCCAAAGGUGGAACUGUCUUGUCCUAAGCUGAUCACCAUUAAUAGGGAGCCCUUCAUCACUCUUAGCCUCUUGUGCUGAAUUAGACAGAAAAAGAACCCCUUCCUCACCUGGAGAUCACAUCCGCACUCAGCUCAGGGAGCACCUGCAGGCUCUCCAUUUGGCUGUUAAAAGACAGAAACUCACACUCAGUCCUGCCUUCCUGAUGGUUACCAGGUGUAACUUUGUCUUUAGCGUGUACUGGUACAUGUAAAGGCACAUUAGAAGAGCAUCUGUAUUUCAGACUGAAACUGGAAGGCGGGUGUCUGUCCUAUGCAUGCAGGGUGUCUACUUUGUGCCACUACAGCUACAACAAGCAUGCCUGCAGACAGGACAGUUUAGCUAAAGCUCCCAAGCCUUGGUAACUACUCUUAAAACCAAAAAUGCUAACUCAGAAUGAACUCUUUCAGUGAUAGCAAGGACACACUCUCUCUUUUUAGUCAUCUCCAACAGCUACAUUUAAACCAUACACUGACCAACUGUCUGCCGAAUGUGCCUCUCAUUUGGAAGCAGUGGAGGCAUAGUGAACCAGUAGCACCCAGUGUUCUGAGUAAGAGACUCCACUGAACUGCACACCCACAUCUAUGUCAUGUGAUUAGUGCAGGGACAGAGGCACAUAAGCUUCCCCCUGUGUCCGGCAGUCUCAACAGCUGUUGCUGCCCUGUGUACUCAGACAGUAAUCCACCCUUCCUAAUGAUGGCAGUGCACAUCUGUACCUGAUGGGGACUUGCUCAGCUUGCCACACACACCACACCGUCUGAGAAAGCCCUUCUGGAGACAGGACACUAUUAGCAUGUCAUGGUUAAGUCUGAUUUUGUUUGUUUGUUUGUUUUUUGUUUUGUUUUUUGGUGUUUGUGCACCUGUUAGUGGUGCACUAGAGAAACACAGCAGCCCAUGUUUAACUGCUCCAUCAAAGCUCGUGUUAUUCCUGCUGGGAACUUACUAGUUAGGAGCCGUGCAUGCUUGUUCUCAACACAGCUGUUUGACUCUCAUGUUUUUAAGGUUAAACACACACACACACACACACACACACACACACACACACACACCGUACAACCCCUCCCCACUUUUUUCUUUCCCUUAAUGAGAAAGGCGUCAAAUUUUAAGUUUCUCUGAGAUUUCCAUGGAUCACAUUUAAAUAGCAAUAUUUAUGCUGUUUAUGCAAAAUAGCAAUAAAUGGCAAUAGGUAGCAAUCAGAAUUGCAUUUGUCCUUCGGAUAAAAGGGAAAUGCUGGUGGCUUUGCCCACAGAGGCUGGGCUUGGUCAACAGUGCCGUCCAUCUCAUUGUGUUUCCUCAGACUCUGUCUCUUAUUCUUCCCUUCACCCUCUUCUGAUCAUAGAAAACAUUAAGGUAGAAAAUACCUUAAUUUACUUUAUCUAGCCCAAAUUCACAUUACUAAGUGUAGCACUAGAAUUAGAGGAUGUGACUACUCUACUUGCUUUAAAAGAAAUUUUUUCAAAAGGGGAAAAUACUCUUUUAAAUAAAAGUCUUAAAAUUAUAAU
Molecule: messenger RNA, 3263 nt
Organism: Arvicanthis niloticus (Nile rat)
Lineage: Eukaryota; Metazoa; Chordata; Mammalia; Rodentia; Muridae
Gene: Lclat1
Product: lysocardiolipin acyltransferase 1
Biological process (GO): phosphatidylinositol acyl-chain remodeling
Cellular component (GO): endoplasmic reticulum; endomembrane system
Molecular function (GO): acyltransferase activity
Source: RefSeq, a predicted model, not a curated record